GAUCCAGCAGCAGCUCCACAGCUGGCCAAAGGAAUGAGGACAAGGGAGCCCAAACAGAUGAGGAAUCUAGCUCAUCUGAAUGCCAUCCACCAGAAGAGCCUGCACCAGCAAAAGGACCCAAGGGGGCAAGGCCAAAAACGGUUGGCAUGCCCAAACUGGAACCAGUGGAGGAAGAGACCCCAUGCAAAGAUGCCCUCAUGAGGAAGCAGAAGAAUAAACCCAAGGGCAAUGGCAAAGGAAAAGGAAAGUAG
This is a messenger RNA of Cladocopium goreaui, 251 nucleotides long. The record is from the annotation of a GenBank genome assembly. Lineage: Eukaryota; Dinophyceae; Suessiales; Symbiodiniaceae.